AUGGCCGGGUCGAUCUCAGGGCUGCAGAAAUACAAGAGUCAGGACGGGUGGUACUUCCUGUCGCCGAGGGCUCGCAAGUACAAGGGCGGCGGCAGGCCGUCGCGGGGCACGGAGGACGACCGCGGGCGGUGGAAGGCGUCGUCGGGGAGCGACGUGGUGGGGCAGACGGUCGGCGGCGUGGACAUCAAGUACUGCAAGAACUCCCUCGCCUACCACGAGGGGCGCCCCGGCAAGGAGCACAAGAGCUUGUGGCUGAUGCACGAGUUCACCGUCCCGGAGUACGGGCACAAGGUCGAUAAGAGCCGCGCCGGCGACAGCAGCAUGAAGUUAGACGAUUUCGUCAUUUGCAGGAUUUACAAGACAUUGAGGAAGAGAAAAGGGGAGGAGGGAAGCACCAGCACCGCCGGAGAGCUCUCCACGUCGGAGCCCAGGCCGGCCGCGGGGACGGGUGAAGAGACGGCGCCAGCGGGGGCGAAGCAAACGGGCAACAAGAGGCCGGCGGAGGAGCACGCCGCCGGAGAGCUCUCCACGUCGGAGCCCUGGCCGGCCGCGGGGACGGGUGGAGAGACGGCGGGGGCGAAGCAAACGGGCAACAAGAGGCCGAAGGAGGAGCACGCCGGCGCCGUCAAGCAGUGGCCGCCUCAGAAGGCGAAGCUGACCCUGGGAGGAGCACCGGCGCCGGCGUCGGCGUCGUGCGUCCGCUGCGGCGCCGCCGCCGGCCGCACGCAGAUGCCGCUGACGCUGGGAACGCCUACGCACGGCACCCAAGCCGGGCACGGGGUGGCGCAUGCCGCCGGCAACGCACCGAUGCCUGGGCAGCAUACGACGUCGUUCGAUGACCCGUUCCAGAUGCAGCUGCAGCAGGCGGCGUUGCACAACCAUCUGAUGAUGCAGCGGCAGAUGGCGGCGGCACGCGACAGGCAGGCGCCAGUGCAGCCGCGGGGGCCGGUGACGGCGGACAACGGGCAGUCCUCGUCCCUGCAACGGCCGGUGCCGGCGCCGGCGUGCGGCGGUCAGGCGCCUGGCGUGCACGGGCCGUGGGCGGCGGCAGGCAACGCACAGAUGACGUCGAUGCAACGGCAGCAGGCGGCAAUGGCGGCAGCGGCAUACAGCCAGAUGCUUCUGCAACAACGGCAGCAAGCGGCAAUCGCGUACAGCUCGCAGCCGCAAAGGCAGGUACGGGGGAGGUAUGUGGCGCAGGAGGCGCCUGAGGUGGCACAAAACGAACAGGCAUCGUCGGCGCAGCGGCUGCUGGCAGCGCCGGCAUACAACGGCGGAUCGCCACCGGUGCACCGGCUGCAGGUGCAGCCACCGAACGUCCCUCCGCCGCAGCCGGCGUUGCACCCGCAGGCGGCGCCUGCCUCCGGCAACUCCUUUGGUCAGAGUCCGACAACGAUGACGCAACCACGGCCGCCGUCGCCCGUCCAGCCGCAUCCACAGCAGUGGCCGCCAGCGGCCGAGACGCCCGCGAUGCAGGAGAAGCGUGUACUCGAACAGAUGAUGGCGGAGUACCUACACCUACUAGACGCCGACGAGUCUCGCGGUCGCGGAGCGCAAGAAUGGGAGAUGCGGUCGCAGCCGCAGUGCUCUGACGCGGCAGAGUGCAACGAUGGCGGCGAGAAGCUCUCCUCCGCUGAGGUGGCAACCACGGAGGUGCGGCCGGACGGGGGAGACCGUCUGGAGCAUGAUGCACCAGUCGGUCCACAGUUGAUCAGCAUUUUUCCCAUGCUUAAGAAUGUAUCUGAGAUACUAAAUUUUACAUAG
This is a messenger RNA of Oryza brachyantha (malo sina), 1764 nucleotides long. Its product is annotated as skin secretory protein xP2-like. Bases 1 to 1764 code for a protein of 587 amino acids. Gene Ontology annotation, biological process: regulation of DNA-templated transcription. NCBI's taxonomy places the organism in Eukaryota, Viridiplantae, Streptophyta, Magnoliopsida, Poales, Poaceae. Gene Ontology annotation, molecular function: DNA binding. The record is from RefSeq and is a predicted model, not a curated record. The transcript is spliced from 2 exons.